CUCAAUCCAUCUCGCAACAGUUGGUAACAUUUUAACUUCAUUGUGUCCGGUGCUUGAGUUUUGAGGAUGCUGCGAGUUAAUACGAGGAUAUCAUUUAAUACCAGCCAAAUCGACGAACAAAUAAAAUAGCCUACAUGCUGUAUUCAAUUUUUUUCUUUUUUUUACCACCCGGGGAAUAAUGCCGUCGCCCAAGCAAAGGAGGAAUAGCAGUCGUAGUGGCAGUAUCAGUGGGGCAGCUGUCAAUGGAAAAUUUGAGUUUGCUACAGUAACACGUUACCGGGUGUCAGAGUGCCCGUCCCGCCGCCGAAGCUCCAGUUGCACACAUGUCUCCUCAGUAGCACAGACAGAGGAUUUUUCUGUAAGCUUGAAUCAGUCCAUUUUUGUUAUCACCUUCAGGUUGUUUUUAGCCAUAGACUUGUGGCUGUCAAAGCGGCUGGGUGUGUGCGCCUGUGAGGACUCUUCAUGGGGCAGCAUACGACCCCUGGUGAGGCUGGUGGAGCUCUCUGGCCAUGCCAUUCCGUGGUUCAUCGGCACCAUGUAUUGUUUACUCAGAAGCGAGACCGUCACAGAACAAGAAAUGAUGCUGAACCUUGUAUUAGCUCUCCUACUGGAUCUGGCUCUAGUCAGAAUAACAAAGACCUUGUUCCACCGCCGGAGGCCUGUCCAGAACCGCUCUGACAUGUUCACCACCUACUUUGAGGAGCGUUAUUCCUUUCCCUCGGGCCACGCCACACGAGCUGCCAUGUGUGCCCGCUUCCUGGCGGCGCAGCUGGUAGGCACAGCCCCCAUGCGAGCGCUGGUGCUGGCCUGGGCUGCCAUGGUGGGACUGUCCCGGCUGCUGCUCGCCAGGCACUACGUGACCGACGUGAGCUUUGGCCUGGCCAUGGGCUACUGCCAGUACAGCUUAGUGGAGAGGCUGUGGGUGUCCUGGGGCUGCUUGCAAGACCUCCUGCUUCUGCUGCUGGGGGAGGGACAAGCCGUUGUGUAGGGUACUGGUGGAUCUUACCAGGUUUCAUCAAAUGAGGGAUGAUUUCAAGGUGGAGGCCAGAAAACGCAGAGAAAAUAACUGUGUGCCUUCAGCAAAAUAUUCUUUGAGCAUUUUCUCUUCCAAUGUUGUUUUUUAAAUAUUGAUUAUCAUUUGUCUAUAUAUAUAUGUUUGUGUGUGUAUAGCUUGUGUGUCCUUCGUGUUUGUUACAUUUUCAAGUGUGAGGUCACAGAGGUUUCACUGCAUUGGUUGGAAUGGGAUGGUCUAUGGGUUUGUAAUGUAGAAACACACAUGCAAUUUUAUAGCAAAAUUGUUCUGGUGUCGCAUGCACUUCUACUCUCAGUGUAGAAAUUCAAAGGAGCUUCAUAUAAACAUGUGUUCACAUUUCAUUUGUUUGUUAAUUCUUUUGCACAUAAAUCCACAUGAGGAGACUGUAUGAUGUUAAUAGAGAAGAGAGAGCAAGAGGAUUUGGCGAGUUUGCGUGUGGAUGAAACUGAAACGUUAUCUGAUCUUCAGUGGUUAAAAAAUGAUUACAUGCGAUGCUUGACAGUCCAAUGCCCAUAUACGGUGCUGUGGUAUUGUCCUGGCUGACAGGGUUUGUGUGUGUAGGAGGGGGUUACCAAACCCUCAACAAAGUUUCCAUUCGUUUGCAGCUGCCACUAAGUUUCCUGACUGUCAUCAUAACUCAUCCCCCCUUAGAGUGUUGGUCACUCCCAGCCCCAGUGUCAUCCUCCCCAAUGCUGCCCAUCCCUCCAGCCCUUUAGUGGAGAACCUGCCUCUCGCCCACCCGAAGAGUCCCCCUUGGGGGUGGUGA
Hypomesus transpacificus is the source of this 1799-nucleotide messenger RNA. Its product is annotated as phospholipid phosphatase 6-like. Bases 179 to 988 code for a protein of 269 amino acids. The transcript has 2 exons. NCBI's taxonomy places the organism in Eukaryota, Metazoa, Chordata, Actinopteri, Osmeriformes, Osmeridae. The record is from RefSeq and is a predicted model, not a curated record. Gene Ontology annotation, molecular function: sphingosine-1-phosphate phosphatase activity.